Molecule: messenger RNA, 1444 nt
Organism: Helianthus annuus (common sunflower)
Lineage: Eukaryota; Viridiplantae; Streptophyta; Magnoliopsida; Asterales; Asteraceae
Exons: 7
Coding region: 117-1265 (382 amino acids)
Source: RefSeq, a predicted model, not a curated record
AGGCCCAUCUAGUUUAUUUGGUUCUAAAAUGUGGCAUCUUGUCCGCCACAAAUACUUUCAAAUCAUACUUUAUUUUAUUCUGUGGCUGUGACCCAUAAGCCAUAACACAGAAAAAAAUGACCACCACACAUCUCUCCGGCACCAUUAUCCGGCCCAUUUCCGGCAACUACCCUGCUCACCGGAGACUGAAACAAUCUUCAAACUCAAUCUUCUUCAUCAAACAAUCCAGAAACAGAAGUCUGGUAAAUAACAGAAGUUGCAUUAGAGUGAGUUUAGUAGAACAAAUUCCAUCAAAAUCUUCUAAAGUUGACAUUAACCGAUUGGUGGAUUUCUUGUAUGAUGAUCUUCCACACCUGUUCGAUGAUCAAGGGAUUGAUCGGACAGCUUACGACGAACAGGUCAAGUUUCUGGACCCGAUUACGAAGUAUGAUAGUAUAAGUGGAUAUUUGUUCAACAUUGGUAUGUUGAAACUGGUGUUUUCUCCUAAGUUUCAGCUCCAUUGGGUCAGACAGACAGGAACAUAUGAAAUAACUACAAGGUGGACAAUGGAAAUGACAUUCUCUCUUUUACCAUGGAAGCCAGUGUUGGUCUUCACCGGAACUUCAGUAAUGGGCGUAAACCCCGAAAACGGAAAGUUUUGCAGUCAUGUGGACUACUGGGACUCUAUAAAGAACAACGAGUACUUUUCGACAGAAGCUCUCAUGGACUUAAUAAAACAGCUGAGGAUAUACAAGACUCCUGAUCUGGAAACACCGAAAUAUCAGAUACUUAAAAGAAACGCAACUUAUGAGGUACGGAAAUACAGCCCGUUUGUAAUCGUUGAAACUCAAAGUGACAAGCUUGCUGGAAAUACAGGAUUUAACGAUGUAGCCGGGUAUAUAUUUGGAAAGAACUCAAGGGAAGAAAAAAUACCAAUGACAACUCCAGUUUUCACUCAAGCAUUUGAUCCCGAGAUGUCGAAAAUGUCGAUCCAAAUCGUUCUUCCAUCCGAAAAAGACAUAAACAGUUUGCCGGACCCUAACAAAGAAAACGUUAGUAUACGAAGCGUUCAAGGAGGAUUUGCAGCCGUAUUAAAAUUCAGCGGCAAACCAACAGAGGAUAUUGUUCGUGAAAAAGAAAAAUUACUGAGGUCUAGUGUUCUUUCUGACGGUCUCAAACCAAAAGACGGGUGUUUAUUGGCUCGCUACAAUGAUCCUGGUAGAACAAAAAGUUUUAUGAUGCGAAACGAGGUUCUUAUUUGGCUCGAGGAGUUUUCGUUGGACUAGUUUUGUUGGCUUUGAUCGAUCCUGUAUUUGACGAUUUUUGUAUGGCGUAAAGUCGAAGAUAGAAACAAUGUAAGCAUAUAAACAUCACAUGUAUUGUGAUCACAUUUUACUUGAAAAUGAAAGAAUAUUGUAAAGCUUGUUUCCAUUUAGUUAUCAAACAACAAAUCCUUGAGUGAAAA